CCUGCGGCACUCUCCACCCGAGCGCCGCCGCGAGCAAACACCCACCGCUUACCUAUAUAUACACUCCCGCCCCAUGCCGCCAUUUAUCCCCUUCUCACCAGUCAUCAGGCAUACUCCACAGCUCUCUCUCAAGGUAGCAACCUACCUACGCGCCACUUACUCACGGUUCACCGGGCAUCUCCACUAGCUAUCGGCCGAUGGACGCCGCCUCCUCGUCGGACCAAGAGCAGGGGCCGCAGACGCACAGGACGGUGUGGUCGGAGCCGCCGAAGCGCCCCGCGGGGCGGACAAAGUUCAAGGAAACGCGCCACCCGGUGUACCGCGGCGUGCGGCGCCGCGGCCGGGCGGGCCGUUGGGUGUGCGAGGUGCGCGUGCUAGGGACGAGGAGCUCCAGGCUCUGGCUCGGCACCUUCACCACCGCCGAGAUGGCCGCGCGCGCCCACGACGCAGCCGCGCUCGCGCUCUCCGGCCAUGACGCCUGCCUCAACUUCGCCGACUCAUCCUGGCGCAUGCUCCCCGUCCUCGCGGCCGGCUCGUUCGGCUUCGGCAGCGCGCGGGAGAUCAAGGACGCCGUCGCUCUCGCCGUCUUGGCUUUCCAGCGGAGGCAGCAGCAGCCGGCCGCGUCCCUCGUGCCGUCUUCUUUGCCGGUGCAGGCGGCCGACGACGAGAAGGACUUUCAUGGCUCGCCGGCUCCGAGCACGCUGUCCAUGUCGUCAAGCGACCUGCUGGACGAGCACUGGUUUGGUGGCACCGACGCCGGCGGGUCGUGCUACGAUCACUUGACGCAGGGCAUGCUCGUGGAGCCGCCGACCUCCAGGACGUCGCAGGAGGACGGCCUCCAGACGCCGCUCUGGAGCCACUUGUUCGAAUAAUUAAUAAGCAGUGUAAAUUUUCUGUUGUUUUUGGUUAGUUCCGUUCUAGCAAAUAUGGGACGAAACGGGGCAGGCAUCUUGGCUAUUUUUUCACGAGGUAAUUGCACUAGAUAUACUGUACAAAAAGUUAUCAUUCGGAUUCAGAUUCAUAUUAGUUCUUGCAACUUAUGAUGCAACGGUACAAAUAGUUA
Lolium perenne is the source of this 1063-nucleotide messenger RNA. Its product is annotated as dehydration-responsive element-binding protein 1B. Gene Ontology annotation, biological process: regulation of DNA-templated transcription. The record is from RefSeq and is a predicted model, not a curated record. NCBI's taxonomy places the organism in Eukaryota, Viridiplantae, Streptophyta, Magnoliopsida, Poales, Poaceae. Gene Ontology annotation, molecular function: DNA binding; DNA-binding transcription factor activity.